Ustilago hordei is the source of this 2709-nucleotide messenger RNA. RefSeq lists its product as uncharacterized. The transcript has a single exon. Gene Ontology annotation, molecular function: metalloendopeptidase activity. The coding region runs from base 1 to 2709 and encodes 902 amino acids. NCBI's taxonomy places the organism in Eukaryota, Fungi, Basidiomycota, Ustilaginomycetes, Ustilaginales, Ustilaginaceae. The record is from RefSeq and is a predicted model, not a curated record. Gene Ontology annotation, cellular component: plasma membrane. Gene Ontology annotation, biological process: protein processing.
AUGGCAAGCCGCGACUACGGUCGACCAUCGACCGAUGACCAUCCCGAAGACCGUCCCCUCCUCCCCAACCAAACCACCGAAUCCGGCAGCACCACCAACCAAUCUCUCUUCGCUCGCAUCAAACGUCAUCUCUCCACCACCUUCGCCCCCCUCGCUAAACCGGAAGAUCUUCGUCCCUUGGAGCGCUUCCUCGUCAUUCUCUCGGUUGCACUCCUCCUCUUAGCUGCCAUUUUCAUCGGUCUCUUCGCCGGGUCGCAGUACAAGCUCGCCCAUCGACCCGCCUCCCCCGCACCUGUUCCUGGGCCUGGAAACCCUAACCCGGACCCGCCCGAGGGAGACAUUUGCACCUCAAAGGAUUGCGUUCUUGCCGCAAGCGAACUCCUCAGGUCGAUCGAUGAGACGGUAAACCCCUGUGAUGACUUCUAUGCGUUCGCGACGAAUAACUGGCUGAAGGCUCAUCCAAUUCCUGCUGAUGCUGGACUGUUUGGGACCGGUCAAUAUGUGUUAGCUGAGAAUGCCAAGAUUAUUCGUCAGAUUAUUGAUGAUGCUCCCUCCGCCCAAGCACUGGAGCUUGAGGCGAGCAAGGGUAACAGUCUGACAGAUGGGCAGGCGGAAGCAGACAAGCGCAACUUGGCUAAACUCAAGGGCUACUACGAGUCGUGUAUUGAUACCAAGGCUCAAGAUAAGCUCGGUAGUAAGCCGUUGCUUGAUGUCCUUGAUCAUCUUCGUACCCUUUUCGAGGCUCACGACGCCAAAGACCUCAAUACCGACUUCGAAGUCAGCGAUGAAAGGGUUGAAGUGUCUCGCUUCCACGUGCAGCCGGACGAGACCGAAAAGCCAGUCCCACCUAACCAACCUCCUGGACGAUCCCCCAAGCCUCACCCUCCUCGUGAAAGCCCCCGUCCUGCCCCGCCUUCAGGUAAAAGGCAGAAAGGUCUCACCGAAGCACUCGCUUGGGCACACAGCCGUGGUCUUCCUGCCUUCUUCGAGCUUAAUAUUGACGGUGAUGCAGUGAAAGACCCUACUGCUGCUACUCCUUGGUUCUUCCCCUCCGGCCUUGGGUUGCCUGAUCAGGCGUACUACGAGGACAAAGAUGAAAUCGAGUUCUACAAGAAGGUCGUGUCUCAAGGUCUGCGUACUUAUGAUGAAGAGGCGAAACACAAAUCCGACGAGCAUGUUAGCAAGAAGAAGGAAACCAAGAAGGGAAAGAAGGAUAAGAAAAACAAGAAAGGCAAAAAGUCUCGUCCUGCACUCGCUCCUUUCGCUGAUCAGGUGGUCGAGUUCGAACGCUUGCUUGCGGAUAUCACCCCUGAUUCGGAGGAGAUCUAUGAUCCGGUUGCAAGUUAUAACCCGGUGAACUCUACGACGUUGCCUUAUAUUUUCGCUUCGAUUAGCUGGUCAGCGUAUUACUCUGCUCUAACGGUGCGUACUCCCAAGCGAGUGAUUUUGGCCAGUCCCAGAUUCGUCACUUCGUUGGAUGCGCUUAUUUCGCGAACAAAGACGGAGGUGCUGGAGGCGUAUAUUGUCUGGACGGCGAUUAGGGAGCUCGGCACUGCGCUGGGGCCUAGCGUCAAGCUGCGAGCUGCAGCUGAACGUUUGGAGAGGUACACGAAAGGAGUUGAUCCAGACGCAAAAGAGGAUAGGGAAACGGUUUGUCUAGGUGAUCUCAACGCAGCGCUUGGGUUUAUGGCUGGUCGGUACUUCGUCCGAGAAGCUUUCCAGGGGGAGAGUAAGAAGAGGGUUGAAGAGAUUAUCUAUUCCGUCAUUGCCGCUUUUAAGUCUCGUUUGCCCGAACUCGACUGGUUGGACGAGAAAACGCGCAAGAAGGCUCAAGAGAAAGCAGACGCAAUUAGGGUCAUGGUUGGCUACCCCACCAGUCCGAAUACUACGGAUGCUGUUUCUGUCGCUAACUUCUAUGCGGAUCUGCCGGUGGAUGGGAAGAAUUACUUUGCGAAUCGUCUAGCGUCGGCUACUCGGAUGGCCAAGAGAGAUUGGGCUCAGGUAGGGAGCAAGUUGAAUAGCGAGGCAUGGGAUAUGUUCCCUGCUGAAGUCAAUGCUGAGUAUAGUCCGCAGGGGAACUACAUUUUGUUCCCAGCGGGCAUUAUGCAGCCUCCUUACUUCCAUGUUUCUUGGCCGAGUUAUUUGCAGAGAGGUGCAUUUGGAGCGGUUGCUGGGCAUGAGCUUUCGCAUGCUUUCGAUCCUGAUGGAAGACUCUACGACAAGGAUGGCUACCUUCGAGACUGGUGGACCGAGGCUACGGCACACGAAUUCCAGCAGAGACAGACUUGCUUGGCUAACCAGUACCAUUCCUAUACUGUGUCGGAUGGGAAGGGAGGGGUGCUGCAUCUACGAUCUAAUUUUACGAAGGGUGAGGAUGUUGCCGAUGCGGGUGGAUUAGCGCAAAGUUACAGAGCGUGGAAAGAUGAGCUAAAGCAGGGAGGGGAGGUGGUGGAGGCUGCGAAUGCGUUGUUGCCUGGAUUGGGGUAUACGAGGGAGCAGAUGUUCUUUAUUGCGUACGGUGUUAGUUGGGCUAGGAAUACUAGGACUAGUGAACAGGUGAAGAGGAUUAGAACUGAUCCUCAUAGCCCGACGAAAUAUAGGGUAAAUGGGGUACUGGUGAAUAUGCCCGAGUUUGGGGAUGCGUUUGGGUGUAAGGCGGGCAAAGAUAAGAUGGCGAAGAGGAAGGAGGAUAGGUGUAGCAUGUGGUGA